Molecule: messenger RNA, 2027 nt
Organism: Corythoichthys intestinalis (scribbled pipefish)
Lineage: Eukaryota; Metazoa; Chordata; Actinopteri; Syngnathiformes; Syngnathidae
Gene: lrrc14b
Product: leucine rich repeat containing 14B
Exons: 3
Coding region: 132-1697 (521 amino acids)
Biological process (GO): positive regulation of cell population proliferation; negative regulation of cell differentiation; negative regulation of apoptotic process
Cellular component (GO): cytoplasm
Source: RefSeq, a predicted model, not a curated record
AUUGAGCAGCGACCUGUGUAAAAAGUGGGUCAGCACCAAUAGACUCGGUGACCGGCAAAGGACGAAAGACAGCUGUUGCUAUAAAUAACCCGUCCAUCAUCGGCCAAAGCAAAACAAGCGGGUCGGACGACAUGAAGUCGCUACGUUUCCUCGCGUCCGAGACUUUUGUACAGAACGGGGCCGAACGGGACCUGUCUUGCGUGUCUUUUCACGCCUACCCGCACUUGUUGAAGGCUUGCUACCUGCACGAGCGUCCGGAGAUGCUGCGGGCGUUGGUGCGCACUUGGCCGCUGCCUGAACUCCACCUGGGAAGGCUCCUGGGGGAGACGCCAGACUGCCCGGACGAUCUCACCUCGCGCACGUGCAGGCUGUGUCUUACUGCGCUUUUCACUGGAUUGAAGGACUACGUGUUGUUCCCGCCGAGCACUUACGCCAAAACCCUUCACGUGGUGGACUUGACAUCCUUAAUGGACGUGGAGCGUCAGUCGUGCCCCUGCGGAACCACCUUGGGCCGCUGGGCUCGCACCGAUCUGCUCAGUCGGCUUUGCUACGAGACUGCGGCGGCCAUGCAGACGGACGCCAACAUACCCUUGUCGGCGUUCGGUGUGGCUUUGGAAGUCCGUCUGAACGGCUUCGUCACGGGGCGCAACUACGACGAGGUGACGCGGGCGUUGAUACUGGCGCGCCAUUCGCCUUUAAAGCUGCGUUUCAUCACAUUUCGGGCAGAUUCCCUCGCUCUCAAACAGCUAUUUUACGUUCUGCGGCUGGCCCGGCCGGAAGGUAUGAGCAAGCUGGAGGUGGUUCACAACAUCCCGCUGGAGGCUCCUCACCUGGAGGUGCUGCUCUCCAAGGUGGACUUCCCCAGACUGCGAUCCCUCACGCUGCCUACGGGGGCUCUGGACGUGAGGAGGUUGGGGGAGGACGACCAACAGCAAAUGGCCGUCAUCGGGGACUUGAUGGCCAAGCUCGGCAGCCUAAAAGAGCUAUCGGUGGGAUUCUCCGCGCUCACUGGACAUCUGAGGAAGCUGCUCAGCCCUUUACAGACCCCCCUUGAGAGUUUAGAACUGGCCAACUGCCGCCUGAGCGGCGUGGACAUGACUUACCUAGCCAAUAGCCUGCACAGCGAGUACCUAGUCCGCCUCGACUUGAGCGGACACCCCGUGCUGGACACCUUCUCCGCCCCCUUCCUCAAGCUCCUGGGCCGAUGCGCUUCCUCGUUGACCAUCCUAGUCUUGGAAGACUGCGGCUUGGAAGAUGCGUCCGCCCUGACCCACGCCCUGUCCUGUACUCGCGUGCUGGAGGAGCUCAAGCUGCUAGGAAACCCAUUGAGCGCGGCGGCUCAACGCGCGCUUGUGAACACAUUAGCAGCAGGGUUUCCCCAGUUGAGGUACGUGGAACUUCCGGUUCCUCGAGAAUGCUACCCCGAAGACGCCGCGUACCCGCUGGACGACUCAGCCCUGGUGCGGUACGAUGUGGCGCUAUUUCACGAAGUGAGGGAGCAGCUCCUUGGGAUCCUGGCGGGAGCAGGAAGAGCAGACGUGGAGGUGUGCACCCCACUCAUGGGCGCAUACGAUCCGGACAUUCAAGAGACCAACAACGAGCUCGGGGUGUCCAUGUUAAAAUCCUUUAACAGUGUCAUGGGGAACUUUAUAGACACUAUUACAGAAGUCAGUGAGAGGCGAGCGCACAAGAACUGAACAAUAACAUCACUUGUAUUAAGUUCACCCCAACAUAGUUGCAGUCUAGCAUAGGUUUCUUUGUAGUUUUUUAGGAAAGAUAGGCAAAAAUGAUUUGUUUUAAAAUGUACAUUUUAAUGACUAUAUGAUUUCAUCUUAAAUACACAUCACCAAGGAAUAACCGGUCCAGAUUUGCUUUCACUUCUUCAUCCACUCUUCUCUUUCUUUCCUUUCGCGGAUCACCUCUGUCAGGUAUGGCGUCAGGUACUGCACAUCCUGAACAAAUUAAGAAAAAAAUAUGUCAGGGUUUCCCCUACACAUUCAAUUUUGUGGCGCACCGCCACUCCAAAA